This is a messenger RNA of Sesamum indicum (sesame), 647 nucleotides long. RefSeq names its product DET1 complexing ubiquitin ligase. The record is from RefSeq and is a predicted model, not a curated record. Lineage: Eukaryota; Viridiplantae; Streptophyta; Magnoliopsida; Lamiales; Pedaliaceae. Gene Ontology annotation, biological process: positive regulation of proteasomal ubiquitin-dependent protein catabolic process. Gene Ontology annotation, cellular component: Cul4-RING E3 ubiquitin ligase complex.
AUGCUUUUGCCCAUAACACUUGCCCACAAGGCCAAUCGCCACCUAUCUGUCAUUGCAACUCCACCGCAACCCCCCUUGUGUGUGUGUGUGUUUAUAUAUACGUGGGCUCUGCAAAUUUCUUGAAAAUAUUGGUGUUUGCUCUCUGAAUUCUUCUCAAUUCCCGUUGUUUUGAUUUUCUUGAUGAUUCAAUGCUCGGGAGUUGGCCUUCCUUCGACCCUCACAACUUCAGCCAGUUCAAGCCCAAUGAUCCUGCCAAUCCUUCGAAAAUGACGCCUGUUACGUAUCGGCCUACUCAUGACCGCACCCUCCCACCACCUGAUCAGGUUAUAGCUCCUGAAGCCAAAAACAUUCUUUUGAGACACUUUUAUCAACCGGCCGAAGAGAAGCUGAGAAGCAAGAGAGCCCCUUGUGAUAAUCCGUCACCAGAGAGGGCAUCGAAGCUUCCCAGGCCGUCUGCUUCUGAUAACUCCAUCUGAGGUUUAUAAAACUUGUGAAUACUGUUCUCCAUGUAGAUGCUAGUAUAGAGUAUGUGUGUUUACUGAAAACUCAUGGGCAAGGUUCGUUGGUACUCGUUUGUUGUGAACUUAAGGGGGUGUUUAUUUUUAAGCACAUAUAUAAAUAAAAAUUGGUAAAUUGCGUUGUUAGCA